AUGUUAACACAACGAAGAUCUAAAAAGGUUUUAUUAGCAUUAUCCGUGGCAAAUUUGUCGCUCAUCCUAUUGCUUAUAAUUCAUCUAGACGAUUUUUAUUCAAGAACUUCAUUCUCAACGAAAGAACUAGUUAAUCGGAGAAAUAAGACUAUUUUGAUAUGGAAUGGUCCGGAAAUUCUGGAUACUUCUACCUUCGGCGAAGGACACGAACCUUUCAUCAAGCGUCAAUGCCAAGUUUCCGAUUGUAUCGUUUACUACAACUCUUCGUCAAUGCCACUCGAAGAAUAUGACGCCAUCUUAAUUCACGUGAUUCUCUUGAACAAGACUGACUUACCAACGUUUCCUCGACGUAAACACCAACGCUUUGUCUUUCUAACGCAAGAAUCGCCCGAUUCGAUGAUCGAUAAAUGCGUCAACGUCACGGCCUUAGGCAACGUGUUCAACUGGACGAUGAGUUACAAAGAUAACUCAGAUAUCCCGAUGCUUUACGGGCGCAUCUUCCCGAAAUCAACAGCUCCAAAAAAUCUAGAAGAGACCAAGCAAAAGAUUAGAGACACGCACUCGGCUGAAAAUUAUGCGACCAGCAAAACCAGAUUGGUGGCCUGGUUAGUAUCCCAUUGUGAAACAUCAGGCCAUAGAGAAAGAUACGUUUCCCAGUUGAGAAAGUUUAUUCCCGUCUACAUUUACGGAGACUGUGUCAAUUUCAAGUGUCCCCAAAGCAGCAUUUAUCCCUCCACAUCCAGUCCGGAAUGUUACGCGAUGCUAGAAUCAAAGUAUAAAUUCUAUUUAUCUUUUGAAAAUUCCAUUUGCAAUGAUUAUGUCACGGAAAAUUUUUUGAGGCAAUGA
Messenger RNA from Daphnia magna, 846 nucleotides. Its product is annotated as glycoprotein 3-alpha-L-fucosyltransferase A-like. NCBI's taxonomy places the organism in Eukaryota, Metazoa, Arthropoda, Branchiopoda, Diplostraca, Daphniidae. Gene Ontology annotation, cellular component: membrane. The record is from RefSeq and is a predicted model, not a curated record. The coding region runs from base 1 to 846 and encodes 281 amino acids. The transcript has a single exon. Gene Ontology annotation, molecular function: alpha-(1->3)-fucosyltransferase activity.